AGGGGGGACCCGAGGAGCCAGGGGCUGGGGAGGAAGCUGCAAACUAUGGAGAAGGGGUCAGCGUCAGAGCUGUAACUGGGUGGGCGGUAGAGGCAGAGGUCUGGGUGUGGGUGAUGGCAGUUGACACCUUGUGCCUUUGAGGGCUUGGGGUGGGGGGCGGCAGAAUUUGAGUAAAAUAAGCAGGAGCACAGAGCUAAGGGAGGAGGGUGGAAACAAAAAUCGGAGAGGAUGGGCACUCGCUCCACGCGGGCUGUGAGAGGGCGCUGGCCCAAUGCAGCCUUGUAAGAGAAGGUUCCAGAGGCCCGAGCGCGGGUGGAAGACUUCAGAACCAGUGGAGAAGGGUGACCGCACACACGGGUUAGAGGGAGGGGAGGAGGCGCGGGCGCGCUGGGUGUCUCCCUUUCUACACUCAGGGCCGCCAGCUCAGCCCGGCACCUUGCGGCCCACGCGUCUGGGCGCAAAGAGGGCCCCCAAAGUUCUCCACUGAGACAGAGAAAGACUGCACGAGACGGAGACGUAGAGAGAAAGGAGGAGGAGGAGGAAGAAAGACACAGAGAGGGGAGGAGGGAGGACAAGAGUGAGAGAGGAGAAAGCAGAAGACCCGGGAGAGAGAGGAGAUGCUGAAGCCGCUCGUGGAGAAGCGGCGCCGGGACCGCAUCAACCGCAGCCUGGAAGAACUAAGGCUGCUGCUGCUGGAGCGGACCCGGGACCAGAACCUCCGGAACCCGAAGCUGGAGAAAGCAGAGAUACUGGAGUUCGCCGUGGGCUACUUGAGGGAGCGAAGCCGGGUGGAGCCCCCGGGGGUUCCCCGAUCCCCAGCCCAGGACGCCGAGGCGCUCGCCAGCUGCUACUUGUCGGGAUUCCGCGAGUGCCUGCUCCGCUUGGCGGCCUUCGCGCAAGACGCCAGCCCGGCCGCGCGCGCCCAGCUCUUCUCCGCGCUGCACGGUUACCUGCGCCCCAAGCCGCCCCGGCCGGAACCGGGAGAGCCCAGGCCCCCCGCGCCGCGCCUACCGCUGGACCCCGCCGCCCCAGCGCCCGGCCCCGCGCUCCACCAGCGCCCCCCAGUUCACAAGGGCCCCCCCAGCCCGCGCUGCGCGCGGUCCCCGUCCCCCUGCUCCCCCCGAGCCGGUGAUUCCGGCGCGCCGGCCCCCCUCACCGGACUGCUGCCGCCGCCGCCGCCUCACAGACAAGACGGGGCGCCCAAGGCCCCGCCGCCCCCGCCGCCCGCUUUCUGGAGACCUUGGCCCUGAGCUUUGAGGGGGCGGUGGGGGCGGGGGCUGGGGGGAGGGGUAGAGACUCCAGCCCGAGGGCAGCAGAGGGACCCGGGUGUCCGGGUGAGGUGUUGGGGAGGGCGGCGGGGCGCGCGGGCGCCGCGCGCGGGUGAGAUGUGGUUUAUAUUAGAGUAUCUAUAUAAAUAUAUAUUUCCCUGGUUCCUGUCCCUUCACCCUGCCCCCCACCCCCUGGCGUCUAGGAUUGUACCCUCUGCCCCCAGCCCAGCCCCAGUCCCUUCCCGAGUCCCUAGUGCAUGGAAUAAAGUGGUUAUCAAAUCCCCGUGUGUCCCCGAGCCAGGGGCCUGCCUUUAUCUCGGCGUCCACGCCCACUUUCCCUCCCCUUCUGUUUCCCGCCCCCAGUCCUGCUCUCCUCGGCCCGAGCCCCGGGGCAGACAGGUAAGUAAAGAAGAGAGCAGAGCGGAGGCUGAGGUGGGAACUAAAACCAGCUGAAAAACACUGAGAUAGGGUAGGGGGAGAAGGGUGGGAGCCUUUUAAGAAAAAGCCGGAUAAAGAGGAAAAGAAAAAAAGAACAAUAAUAAAAUAAAAUCGACUCUGGUGGGAUUCGAACCCACAACCUUUGAAUCGCUCUUUCGUCACUAGAAGUCCAAUGCGCUAUCCAUUGCGCCACAGAGCCACCUGGCGGGCGGCAGCGUCUGACGGCUUACGGGUACUAGAAUGGGAAGCGGGCGGGGGGAGGGGGAGGGUUUUGAGGGAAUUGGGCGGGGCGUGGCAGGAGCGCGCGGUUUGGACCUCAGAGGCCUCCAUGGAAGAGGUAGCGUGCGCAAAGCGUGUGAACGAAGUGGGAGUGAGGGCGCACAAGGGUGGAGGAAACAGCGCAACGGAAUAUGAGCCAACGAGCGAGUAUGGAGCUCGCUGGAGGUUUGGGAAAUGCUUCUAGUUCAGGCGCACCCCACUCCCGGAUGUGGCCCCAUCUCUAAGAAUAAACUUGUUUUG
Messenger RNA from Bubalus bubalis (water buffalo), 2225 nucleotides. It is a transcript of the gene HES7, whose product is annotated as hes family bHLH transcription factor 7. NCBI's taxonomy places the organism in Eukaryota, Metazoa, Chordata, Mammalia, Artiodactyla, Bovidae. Gene Ontology annotation, biological process: anterior/posterior pattern specification; regulation of neurogenesis; regulation of transcription by RNA polymerase II. Gene Ontology annotation, cellular component: nucleus. The transcript is spliced from 4 exons. The coding region runs from base 618 to 1250 and encodes 210 amino acids. Gene Ontology annotation, molecular function: protein dimerization activity; DNA-binding transcription factor activity, RNA polymerase II-specific; RNA polymerase II cis-regulatory region sequence-specific DNA binding. The record is from RefSeq and is a predicted model, not a curated record.